AAGCGCCCAGAGUGGCCACCACACGUGGCGUCGGAUUAACGAACAUUCGUGCAAGUGGACGUGUUAGCGUCGUCGAUGUCGCCAAGGAGUCCGCCACCUGCCUGGGAGCCCGGGAAGCGUGAAGCAUGAGAACGUUGUCGACUCCUAGGCCCGGGACGCAGUAGAUCGCUCGUCUGGUGUGGUAGUAGUGACCCGUUGUCGGUACGAGGGUAAUAAGAUCCCGAGAUUCCCCGGCGGGCAGGCGGAGGCAUGUCGCACGCUUUAUGAAGCAAGGCAGUAAGUCCGGUCAAGUGGGCUCGAGCGCGCCCUCAAGGUUCCAGCCCCGUCCCGUCCCGCGGGCGAGCGAGCGAAAUAGAUUGGGCACAGUUGGGUGUCCACGUUCCACGUGACCAGGGGCCAGCGCAGAAGACAUGAGUGCGUGACUCGGAUGUUAUUGUUGUCCAGAGAGGGUGUGGGCGAAACAAGGGCAGGCGAGAGUCGGGCUUGGAUUUUACCCAUUGCCUAAUUUACGACUCGCUCUUCGGCCGGCUCCCACGCGCACUACCGCGCACGCUCUCUCUCCGGUCGCUCGUACGCAUGGUCCCUGCACUCGCUGCCCGCCCUCGCUGCAUGUAGGCCCGGCCCGUGCCACCUCCCCAGGGUCCCCCAGAGCAAGCGAGCGAGCGAGCGUGGCCUCGGAGUCUCGGACACCUUUUCUCGCUCCUGCUUCUGCUUCUACACCUCGUGCUUCAUCCGGCGGACGGACGGACGGACGGGCGGGCGGACAGAGAUGGACUGACCUCAGCAGCUUCUCAGGUCCCCCCCGAGCCGCGACUUGUUUUCUCUACUUUCCAUCAUUUCAUGCUGCUGCCUCAGCCUGCCUGCCUUGCUCGCUGCUACACAUCCACGGCCCUGUGCGCGCCUUUCCUGCUUUUGGCUUUUCUUUCCCACUGCUUCCCUCCCUCCCUCCUCCCUCCUUAUCGUCUUGCGAUUUCAUCGCUUCGCCUUUUGAGCGACAACUGCAUUAGAUUAGUGAGGGGACUGGAAAGCAAACGCGGUGCGGGGGCUCAUCGGGCCAGAUUACCGCAGGUCGAACGAGACGAGGACGAGGACGAGGCAGCGUGCCGGGUUGUCGAUACGCCGCUCUUGAUUUUCUUCGGUCUUUGCUUGCUUGCUUCCUUCUUCCUUCGUCUUUGCUCGCUCGCUAGCUCCAUCUCUCUCUCUCUUGGAUUCUUGUUCCUCGUGAUCCUGUGGUCGGAAGGCCCGGUGGUGUACCCGUGAUCCAGUGAAACCGAUUUAUGCGAGAACACAAAUGUUCUGCGGGAAAUUGGCGACUUAAGUGGAUUACCCAAAACUAUGGUGUGGCGCCCGUGGUCGCUUACAGCUCGGGGGAACGCUUUUACGAAACCAUCCACAGUGAAUCUGCUCCCAUCAACUUGCUCGUCGACAGUGGAGAUUACGCCCAUGAAGGGCUCCAGGGUUGGCAGGAGCCUUCUAGGCGACACAUAGGCUCCGGCUCAUAGAUCUCUGGUUCAGCAACUGGCUCAAAGCCUGAAGCCUUUUCUCUUUGGGUCGGAUUGGAUGCUGACGCCCUCUCGCCAGGGUUUCUACGCUGAUGAUGAGCCUCCCUCCCACCGUGCCGCAACCACGAGAAGCGAUGAGACCACGGGAGUGGUUUAAGAUCUGACUUUUCGGGCAACGCACCUUCGAGAACGCUGGUUCCCGAAACACGGGUUCUCUCCAAGGCGACCAGCCACAGUUGUACGGGACAAAGUUUGUUUGUGAGGAUCAGAGGAUCAUCCCAGGCCGGACUCGCAGUAAGCUGCCCGAAACAUUUGGAGCGUGUGCAGAGAGCGGGGGGCUUGCGAAAAUUCGUCAAGGUGGCAACGUGUCUCGAGGCGGAACGGGGGUCGCGGCCGGGGCUGGUGGGCAAUGCUCUGUUGCAGGGCUAAAAGAGAAGGCAAGGUAAGAGCGAUUAUCAUGCUGAAUGGGUUACACAGAGGGCACUGACGACAUUCCACAAGCGGCCAGCAUUGCAGCAACAGAGCAUGGCCGUUUGUGGAUUGUUAUCAAUGCUCUGUGUGUUUCCCAUUCAACCUGAUAUGGACUCUUGCCCAGGCCGCUCUUUGGGAGUUGCGCGAAAACCUUUCCACUUUCGGGAGUCUGUCAUCGAAGCUCAAGCUUCUUCUUGUCUCUCUUCGACUAUGGUCGACUCCAACGAUCCGGACGAUUCUGGAUCAUCUCAGGCUCCGAACACUUCAGAAUCCAAGCACCCCCAUAUUCGUGAUCCAUCCUCACAGCGCCCCGAGUUAGAGCUUUCGAUUUCCAGCCUGAACGAUGCACAGAGAAACACUCAGCCCACUCCACCUCCGAGGUUGCGGUCCGUAAAGGAGGAAAUUGAUCCAUCUUCGACUAGUACUGGUAGAGACGAUGCGUUUGGAGGCCCUGGCGGUGGGGAAGAGGAAUCAUCAUUUACGGGCCCCCCUAGGAAGCGUGCGAGGAUGAGUCCGUUGGCUUUUAGAAUAGAAGAUAGCCAAUCAGGAAUACGUGAACAACAGCAAUUGCAACGACAUGUUUCAUUAUCGUCGAGUAGUGACGUUACCGGUCUGCAAACUUUGAUGCCCAGCAGAUCUCUGCCGACUUAUAGGACUGACAGAGAACCCAGUCCUAGUCCAAGCAGGGGCUCGGCAGGUGGAAGUAAACCGAUAGCGUCGUGGUGGUUGAUGCCCAAGGGGGCUGGUUCCGUCACUGAGUCGCAGCAUUAUCAAUCCGCCCAAGAUUCAGCGCGUGCCAAUUUUGGAACUGAGGGACGAGGGACGAAUGUGGGAAAUACCACACAGGAAAAACCCCACCAAUUUAAGGAGCCAUCGUUUUUCCCUAAUAUGCUAAGUAGGAUGGAAUCCGAGCACGGAAGAAGAUUUGAGGAUGUCCCUUCGACUGCCGCUCCCAGGCCUCUAUCAUCUGAUCAAGGGCGUCCGCAGUCGCAACAGCAGGAUCCGCCGGAGCAUCUGUUCUUCUCCCAGAGAAAAGAGGCUUCGACGUCUCGAGUAAGUAGUGCUUCCACAGUGAGCGAAGAGACUGCUCCAAGAUCCAGCUUGACAUUCUUCCCAAAGACUCUACACGAGAGCGACCCCGGUUUUGCCCAGCCUGGUCCUCAACAUUCUUUUGAGCCUCAUAGUGGGAGGAGGAGGCCCCAACCUGUGUCCGAACCGCAGCAGCAGCAGCAUGUGGUAUUCGAGAGGGAAGUUCAGCAACAAAAUCCUCAGCAAGGCGCAUUUGGUAGGCAACAGCAAGCUCCUGAACAACGGAUUCUACCACAAGGACCUAGUCUACAAGUUCUCCCGGGCGGUGGGAACGCGAACACUAGCUUUUAUGCUCGGAUAUUAGAUGCAGCGCAACAGCCUGUGUCCAAUCCAUUUCCACAAACAGGAUUUGCAGGUACUUUCAAUCCGGCCGGUCUUAGUUUCAACAUUGCAGGGCAACAAACGAGGGGUACCUCUCAACUAGGUGUUGGGCCGGAUCACUUCGGCGGGGAAGCCAAUCCGAGCCUUGUACAGCAACAAGUUAAUAACGAGGUCAUGCGCAAUCUUUUUGCUGCUCAUCCGAGCAUAACAUCCUUUGCUCCCUUCAUGUCCCAAAUGCAAACUCCAGAUCCUGCUCGGUUGAGCUUCCCAAACAUUAGUUCUCUAGACUUUUUGCAGUCGUUACAAAGACAAACUUAUCCACCACCAGUAUCCGAGAGGUAUAAUCGGGCCCAGGGGGGCCAGGUGAUUGGGGGUCAUCAGCUACAGCAGGAAUUCACAUAUGCGAGUGCCGCACCACCCUCGUCGCAUCAUAGCUUGUCCGCGGAAUUGAAUCUCUCCCUUCCCCCUCGUGCCACAACGGGACUGCCAACGUCAGCAGGUCUUCGAGAGUUUUUGUCUCCUCAAGGUCCAUUGUCUGCAAGCCAAGGGAGGGCUCCUGCAGUGGGAACUCAUGCGUUCACUCCCGCCAUGGAACUCCCCACCAAUUUGUCUUUACAAGGUCCUAAUGCACCGUCACCUCUGACGGUUGUCAUGGAAGGACGAUCCGUUGGUCGACGUUUAUAUCUCCCAGACUACGACGGGUAUGAAAAUUUUGCCGAAGCGAUGAGGUCCAUUUUCGAGAGUUACAUUUCGUCCCAGGAACCUCGUGCUCAUGGAGAGAGCUGCACUCUUGCCAAUGCCAUUCCAGGAUAUGUUAUUGCGUAUGAGGACGAGGAAGGGGAUGUUCUUCUAGCCGGUGAUCUUCCCUGGAGGGAGUUUGUCCGAGUGGCGAAGCGAAUUCGGAUCGUGUCCUCCUCAAAGAUCAGUUUCAAGCCACCUACCGGACCUUCUCGGUCUUGACAGCGAAUGUCUGGAGGAUUGGACCUUAAAAGACUUUCAUGAGCUACGGAGGAGUGCUCAAGAUUGAGAGAUAGUUUUCGGUCCAACAUUUAAUUCUUGAGCAUGCUGGCAGGAAAGCUUCUGCCUCAUUUUUUACCAAAUAAGAUUCAAAUGCUUAACCGCACCCUCCUCCAUACAUGCUAUAGAGUCCAGCCUUUCGGUAAAGAUGGAAGGCCAGGAGCGCAUUUGUUGUGGGUGUUGUAGGAAAAUUAUUGUAUCGCUUAAUAAAUUGAAAUUGCAAUGGAGUUUCUGGCCACUCGAAGGUUGAGAUGCUCGUACAGUUUUUCCCCCUCGUCGCUGCCACGUUCCAUCUUUAUGUGUGCAGAAAAGCUUGCCUCAUCAUUGCCGACUUGUUUUCCCUUUCCACUUCAGAAUCAUCGGGAAAUAUAUGGACGGAUUGUUC
Marchantia polymorpha subsp. ruderalis is the source of this 4785-nucleotide messenger RNA. The record is from the annotation of a GenBank genome assembly. NCBI's taxonomy places the organism in Eukaryota, Viridiplantae, Streptophyta, Marchantiopsida, Marchantiales, Marchantiaceae.